AUGGAUGCCCGGUCCCCCCACCCCACCCACCUCAUCAUCGUCUGCUGCCACGCCAUAUACACCGGCGGACCAACCCACGGCCUCUCCGAGGACGAAUGGAUAAUAGAACCCUUCCAAAGAGGCGAAACGCCCACCUUCACAGAACAUGUCAAGGCGGGGUUACGGGCAUUGGCCGAGGACGAGCAUGCGGUGUUGGUUUUCUCGGGCGGAGCGACAAAGAGACCGCGGACGCAGCUUGAGGAGGGGGUUUCUUACUUGAACCUCGCCAAAGAAAACAACUACUUCUCAUUCUCCUCUCAGAUUGACUCUGCGCGGAUAAUCGCAGAGACACACGCGACAGACUCCUAUCAGAAUGUCCUGUUCUCAUUGCUUCGCUUUAGACUGCAUGUGGGGUCCUAUCCGCGCCGGGUUACCGUUGUGACGCACGAGUUCAAGAGACAACGGUUCAUGGAGUGUCAUUUCCCGGCUCUUGGGCUGGAGCAGCCCUUCUGUUUGUGUUGCUCCGGGGUCGAGGCGGGGGUUGUUGGGAUUAAUCCGCCGGAGGAGGUGACGCCUUUGGCUUCUGUGGUGGCGGGGGAGGAGAAGAGUGGGAUCGGGCUGUGGAGGGGGAUUUAUGGGGUUGUUUGUGGGGUGGGUUUGGAAUCGGUCGUUGAGAAGUUGGUGGUUUGGGAUGGAGGAGAUACGGGGAAUGAGUGGUUUCCGAGGAUGAAUCAGUUGCCGUGGUGUGGUGGUGGUAGUAGUGGUCAUCAGCAAUGA
Molecule: messenger RNA, 756 nt
Organism: Aspergillus heteromorphus CBS 117.55
Lineage: Eukaryota; Fungi; Ascomycota; Eurotiomycetes; Eurotiales; Aspergillaceae
Product: DUF218 domain protein
Exons: 6
Coding region: 1-756 (251 amino acids)
Cellular component (GO): cytoplasm
Source: RefSeq, a predicted model, not a curated record